GGGACAGCUCCGCUCCCCUGAGGAGCAUGGCCUGGGACCUGCCACCCUUCCCAGAGCCCCUCGGUGAGCACCACCCCCACAGCCCCCAGCUGUGCUCAACCAGGCCUGGAACAGGAAGUGCCUGGAACCUUCCCUGACGUUGCCAUGGCGCCCACGACCCGGAAACCAAGGGCAAGCUCUCCCCGCCAAAGCACCUUGGCCCCUAAGAAGAGAAGGGUGAGCCCCAGAUGUCAUGAGCGCUCUCGGGAUUCAGAGUCAGAAGGUGAACGGCCCGCAGCAAGCUCGUAGUUCAGAGACCGGUGCAGCGAGAGUGUCUCUGUUCCACAAGCUUCUCCGGUAAACACACCCGUGGCGGCCAGGGGGCUUGAGAGCUGAGAGCAGUGUUUCUUCCCCCCCACCCCCCACACGCCCGAGGGUCAUUGCCACUACCGCUCAUGAAAAUGCUGAAUCCGCAGCGCAGAGCUCGGCUGGAACGCCGGAUGGUUGGCUCAACAAACCGGUGGCGUUUUCCCUCAAAGCCCUUCUCCGGGGACCUGCUGGGGCUUUCGCAGAGGUGCAAGGCUUUGAGCGUGGACCUUGAUGAGGCUCUGAAGAACCCAGACAGGUUAUGUGUUUCACAAAUUCAGAAAAUUUUCUCUGAGACCUCGAAGAACAAGCCCGUCCAAAGCAGGGAGGCAGACGUGAUUCUCGAAUGUCUGGGCUCCAGAUGGGAACUCCAUCAGCCCCAGCUUUUCCAGUCCGAGACCUUGAGCAAGCUCUACCUGAUGGCGCUGGCCCAGAGCACCAAGAGGCCCACAAAGGAACUGGAGAGUCUUCUGCAAGCUCAGCUGCCUGGGAAGAUCAAGGAAAGACCCCCCACGAAGAAGAUGAUCAUUUCCUUGAAGAUCAAUGACCCCGUGGUCACUAAAGUUGCCUUCGCCAUGGCCCUGAAGAGCCUCUACCUGAGCCAGGUGGAGAUGAACGUCAACGACGUGCUGGCCGUGCUGGCUUCCGCACACGUUCUCCAGUUCAGCAGCCUGUUUCAAAGGUGUGUGGCCGUGAUGAUGAAGGGACUCACGCCAAGCACCAUCAAGAGCUUUUACCUGGCCGGCUGCAAGUACAAGGAAGAGCAGCUCACCACUGCCUGCGAGAAGUGGCUGGAAAUGAACUUGGUCCCUCUGGUAGGGACACAGAUCCACCUCCGGAAAAUCCCGCAGGAGCUGCUUCACAGAGUGCUGCGGUCCCCCAGGUUGUUCACUUUCAAUGAGUUUCAUCUUCUGAACACGCUACUGUUGUGGGUCUUCUUGCAACUGAACCCCAAAGUGCAGACAGUUCCUGUGCAGGAAACGGUGCUGGCAUUUUUUACCAGCUUCUCCAGGAAGUAUUCCUUUCUGGAUCAGGACACGGGACAGAGCUUGGUGCCACUUUUCCUUUGCCUGCGCCUGCACGGCAUCAUCAAAGGCAAAAAUCUGGAGGAGUUAAGGCACAUUAACUUCUUCCCGGAGUCCUGGCUGAUCCGGGUUACAGCCAACCAUUACCACGCACUGGAGAGUGGGGGUGACAUGGCCCACGUUAAAGAUCUUACCACCCAGGCUGUGAGAUUUGGGCUGCUCUUUAACCAGGAGUAUACAACUCAUUCGGAAGUGAUCGCCAUAUACGGAUUCUUCUUUGAGAUAAAGGGAGUCAGACAUGAUACUACCUCUUACAGUUUUUACAUGCAGAGAGUGAGGCACAGUGACGUGGUCUGCGAGCACGGCCCCGUCAGCCUGCGGGCGGAACGCCUGGUGAAGUACGAGAUCAGAGCCCAGACCCUGGUGGACGGCCAGUGGCAGGAGUUCAGGACCAACCAGAUCACCCAGAAGUUUGGGUUCUCCAAGCCGUCCUGCAAAAGCCACGCCUUGAAAAUCCACACCGUGGGCCUUCCAAUCUAUGCAAGUUUUUCAUUCAUCUUCCCAAUGUCUUGACAGUUUCCAGAAGAACCUGUGGGAUUUUUCUUUCUUUUGCCAGGGUCUACAUAAAAGAAAAUAAAACGGCGUUAAAGGGA
Prionailurus viverrinus (fishing cat) is the source of this 2023-nucleotide messenger RNA. It is a transcript of the gene BTBD16, whose product is annotated as BTB domain containing 16. The record is from RefSeq and is a predicted model, not a curated record. Lineage: Eukaryota; Metazoa; Chordata; Mammalia; Carnivora; Felidae. The coding region runs from base 435 to 1943 and encodes 502 amino acids. The transcript has 16 exons.